GUGAAAGUGAAAGUGCAUCAGGGCAUUUUCAGUGACUGGAGGGAGUUUUCUUGAUUCUGCAGCAGAUUGUGGGGCAGACAUGUCAGACGCGUCCACAUCCAGAGAUUAUCAUUCCAUUUCAGACAUGCCGCAGAUAUAUCCAGAGUCCUGGAGUAAGUUCUUUCUGGUCCUGACUGGAAACACGAACAACACUCAUGCAGACUUUGUAAAGAUGAUUAAAAACAACGGACACACUGAGGUCACUGCUCCUGAAGAAUGUGACUACUGUCUGCUCUUCUGUCCAAUCACUUCACAAGUUGGAACCGACGUGGGUUUGUCCCUCAGACACAUUCCUGAAAAUAAACCGACGAUCCUGGUGGUGAUGUAUCACACCUUUGAGUGUAACCACGUCGUACCUGACAGCAGGAGGCUGACGGACGACCCGCGCGUCCACCUCAAAGUGAACUGUCUGUUCUAUGAGCAGAGACUGCUGAAGUCUGACUGCAACGAUAUCGUGCAGUUUGAGAUCCGGAAGUUUCUUGGAUUUCCCCAGCAGGGCGCCGGGUCGUCCACCACCACGGUCAUCGACAGUAAACAUUGCCACGUACCUCCCCCACCCCCUCCGCGCCCCCUACCCCACCCCCUUUCACCCACUCCUCUCUCCCCGCCCCCCCCCUUCCCUUUCCAGCAGGGCAUCAAACCCUCCCUGCGAACGAUGUGGGGGUAG
Hippoglossus stenolepis (Pacific halibut) is the source of this 706-nucleotide messenger RNA. RefSeq lists its product as uncharacterized. Lineage: Eukaryota; Metazoa; Chordata; Actinopteri; Pleuronectiformes; Pleuronectidae. The transcript is spliced from 7 exons. The record is from RefSeq and is a predicted model, not a curated record. The coding region runs from base 80 to 706 and encodes 208 amino acids.